This is a messenger RNA of Akanthomyces muscarius, 2334 nucleotides long. RefSeq lists its product as uncharacterized. Gene Ontology annotation, molecular function: DNA-binding transcription factor activity, RNA polymerase II-specific; zinc ion binding. The transcript is spliced from 2 exons. The record is from RefSeq and is a predicted model, not a curated record. Lineage: Eukaryota; Fungi; Ascomycota; Sordariomycetes; Hypocreales; Cordycipitaceae. Gene Ontology annotation, biological process: regulation of DNA-templated transcription. Bases 1 to 2334 code for a protein of 777 amino acids.
AUGGCUUCCUCCAGCAGCCCUCCUUGCGCCGCCUCCAGCUCGCCCGAGGAGCAUCACAUUCACUCGCCGCUCUCUCACGCCUCGAGCCCCAAUAGCCAGCAGUCGCCGAUGCAGAGCCCGCCGUUCCAGCAUGCCAUCAAUCCCCUGACCGACUGGGCUCUCCAGCAACAGCAGCAGCAGGUUGCUGCUGCAGCCCCUCACGAUCACCACGAUCUCGGCCAGAUCGAUCUCGCCCAGUUCAUGCAGGACCCGUCGCUCAUGAACUUCGCCGGCCUUCCCCCGGCCUUUGCUACGAAUCCCAUGGACUACUUGCCCGCCACGACCCAGGCCACCAUUCAGCAGCAAAGCCUCCUCGAAUCUACCUUCCCGGCCAUGCCUCCUAUGGAUGCCGCGACACAUGCCAUGCACUGGGGUACCACGAGCACGGGAAUGGAGAACUGGCACGAGCUCCAAAAUACUCUGCAGAUGGAUAGCCUCGCAAGGAUGGACAGCGUCGGCAGUAACUCACCUACCGGCACAUAUCUUGAAGUCCUAUCUCUACCUUCGUCGUCAGGCGAUGGAUGGGCCAUGGUUGACUGGGGACACGGAUACCAACACGUCGAACCGUUCCCCAGUGCUGCCGCCAUCUUCAAUCCAUCACAAACCCUGCAUCUUCGGACAAAUUCAGACUCUUCGGAAGGUGCCAAUUCGUUAGACUUCAACAACAGCUUCGAAGAGAUUACCGGCCCCUUUCCCUACUCCCCCUUUUCCCCAGAGUCUGAUGGCCACGGCGAUGCCCACAACCAUCGCAACUGCUUCUCUGGUGAGAGCCACCACAACCACUCUCACGCAAGUGUCUCUCCCAAGGCCGUCGCCGCUGCCGUUCCCAUCAAGAUCGAGGGUGCCGUUGUCGUCAAGACCGAGGCGUCAACUCGUCACAGUCCCGGCAGCGGCGCCGGUGUCACCACACCACCAUCCGCGUCUGCUUCUUCCUCCCGCAGAAACUCUGGGCCUCGCAAGAGCCCCAUCGCCAAGCCUCCCAAGCCUGUUGUCCGUAGAAUAUCUACCGGCAAGAAGGAUGGGACUGGCGAAAAGAAGGUUGGUCGCAGAAAGGGCCCCCUUCGACCCGACCAGCGUAAGCAGGCCAGCGAAAUCAGAAAGCUUCGCGCUUGUCUGCGAUGCAAGUUCCUCAAGAAGACUUGCGACAAGGGUGAGCCCUGUGGUGGAUGCCAGCCCUCACAUGCUCGCCUGUGGCAAGUACCUUGCACCCGCAUUGAUAUCAAGGACAUUGGCUACUUCAUGAAGGACUGGAAGGCCGACCAUGAGAGCCAUAUGACCAGCGGUCUAUCUAUUUACAGCGUCAAGGGAUUCGCCGCCAAAGAGAGCCUCAUGUGGAUUACCCAUGGCUACGGUUUUGCCCUCCCCAUCAUGGUGCGCGAGGUCUUCGUCACCGAGGACAGCAGUCUUGCCAUCGAGUGGCGCGAGGCCCCCAGCGUCAGUGAAGGCUCCCACGACUUUGAGAUUCGUGGUGAGAGGCUUGAUGUCGGCGCCGAGGGCGUCAACAGCGCUGCCCUGUCGGAGUACCUCGAUAAGCACAUUGAGGGUCCUUUCGAGGACUUUAUUGAUGAUCACUUUGACGGGACCCCUUUCAUUACGGAGAUUCUCAAAACCGCACACCGCUACUACGUCAAGGAGAAGAUGCCCGUCAUUGGCAAGGCUCUCAAGCUGGUUCUCGCCUACAACCUCACCCAACACAUCACCAUGGUCGAGAACCAAGGCUCCGAGGUGCAGGUCGACAGCCAGAUUGAGGAUGCCGAGUCCAAGUACUACGGCCGCACUGUCGCCCCUGUUAUGGUCAACUUCCAAAUCAAGUACGCCUUGGCUGACAUGUGGCGCGAGCUGCAAAAGGACAUUCUUGAGGAGCUCUCUUCCCUCUACUCUGGCGUCUACAGCGGUGAGAAGAUGAAGAACUGGCCCACCAUUUUCAUGCUUGCUUCUAUCCUGCUUGCCGUGUGGGAGGAGAUGCAAUUUGACUGCCACUACCGCGUACCUGACCCGGCGGCGGUGAACAAGUUUUGCAGCGACAUGGAGACAACCCCUGUCGGGGUGAUUGUGGGUCUCUUCCACGCCAUUUCUCAAAAGCUCCCCUCUUUCACCGAGUGGGACACUGCCCAGCAUGGUCAGCUUCUGCACAACAAUGUAUCUGUCUGCGAGGCCAUGACUGAGGUCCGCCAGCACGUCGUCAAGCACGAGGCGUACCUGCGGACACGCAAGGAAGAGGCCAGCUUUGACCCGACUGACUUUGACUCGCUGUCAAACAAGUUCCUGUCCAAGCUUGUCAUUAAGGCCAACUAA